This is a messenger RNA of Zingiber officinale, 3427 nucleotides long. Its product is annotated as B3 domain-containing protein Os07g0679700-like. The transcript is spliced from 13 exons. NCBI's taxonomy places the organism in Eukaryota, Viridiplantae, Streptophyta, Magnoliopsida, Zingiberales, Zingiberaceae. Bases 476 to 3223 code for a protein of 915 amino acids. The record is from RefSeq and is a predicted model, not a curated record. Gene Ontology annotation, molecular function: zinc ion binding; DNA binding.
CGCGUGGCGUUCGUGCACAAAGGUGGAGGUCUUUUUCUCGAUUUCCUUUCCUCCUCGCGGAGAAGACAUCGUGAUCAUCAUCGCUAGCUGCUCCUCGCUGGUCCAUGCAGAGCUCUAUCUCUGUCCCUCCGCCUCCUUUCUCUAUCUUCUCUUCGGCACUUACUAGCAUCGCCGCCACAGUUGGAUAGCUGAGCUCCUUAACCGAGUUGGGAGGAAAGGGAGGGAGGUGAUCGGGAAUACAAAAGUGAAAGGAGGGAUCUUUCUUUGUAUCUCGACUUGCAAGUGGGAAUAUAGAUUUUUGUUGACUCCUUUCUCGCCGCUAACUGUUUUCUGAGCUCUGACCGACGGGAAGAUGGGGUUUCCGUGAAGACCAGGAGCAGUGAUCGGGUGAUUUGGACGAGUCGGAGAUGGAGACAGGGAGGUGCAUGAAUGUUGCUUGUGGGGCGACGGAGCCUGGGGGAGAGUGGAGGAGGGGAUGGGGCCUGAGAUCAGGGGGAUUUGCUUCUCUAUGCGUCAAGUGCGGGUAUACUUGGCAUUUUUUUUGGGUGAUAUUUUUUGGAUGGCAUAUGAGCAGUUAGUUUUCUGUGACAUUUUUCACCAGAAAGAGUCUGGGUGGAGGGAAUGUUGUUCCUGUGGUAAGCACUUACAUUGUGGAUGUAUUGCUUCAAAAUCUUUCUUUGAUCUACUCGAUACGGGAGGAGUUCAGUGUAUUAGUUGCAUAAAGAACUCAGAAGUUACUCUUAUGUCCAGUGGAAUAGUUCAAAACUUUGUCUCUCAAAACCAUCAAAGAGUACUAGCUCUUCCAGAUAGGACUUUGAAGGAAGAUACUGAUUCAGCGAUAACAACUCAUGCCUGUGAAAUGUCAGCUAAUCCUGCUCAUUGUAAAAUUGACGGAGGAACUUUAUCAAAGGGAAAAUACCCGAGUAAACUGGAUCAAGAACAUAAUGAAUGUAGAACCAGAUCAUUUGUGCAAAUCAAAGCAGAGCAAAAUUCACCUGAUGUUGUGAUUACAAGUUUGUCAAACAGAUACCAAGGUCCAUUGGCCUCCCAGAUCUCUCCAAUGGAUGAGAAAGCUUUAAUGAUGGAUAAGUCUGUAUGUGAAUCAUUAUCCCGAGGAUGUAUUAAUAUAAGCUUGGGAAAUGCAAUCCAAGUUAGCAACAAAGAAGUUUGUAAAGUUGCAGAAAGGCCAUUUCUUUCCCUUCCCAUGACAUGUUCAAUAUCUGAAGAAAAGGAUGAAAGAAAGGCACUUGCUACCUUUCAGCAAAUGCAAAGGUCUCGUUCCCUUAUUGUGAAGUGUCCUAGGACAAGUAACCAACCAUUUUCAGAUUUAUCUAAGAACUCACUUCCAUAUAUGCGAGUUGCAAGGCCACCUGCUGAGGGCCGUAACCAAUUACUUCCACGUUAUUGGCCAAGAAUCACAGACCAAGAAUUACAACAAAUAUCUGGAGAUUCAAAUUCCACAAUAGUGCCGCUAUUUGAGAAGGUUUUAAGUGCUAGUGAUGCAGGUCGUAUCGGGCGCUUAGUUCUUCCAAAAGCUUGUGCAGAGGCAUAUUUUCCUCCCAUUUCUCAACCAGAAGGUGUUCCAUUGAUGAUACAAGAUACAAAGGGGAAAGAAUGGAAUUUUCAGUUCAGAUUUUGGCCAAAUAACAAUAGCAGAAUGUAUGUUUUAGAGGGUGUUACUCCUUGCAUUCAAUCUCUUCAGCUGCAAGCUGGUGAUACAGUGACUUUUAGCCGAAUAGAUCCUCAAGGAAAACUUGUGAUGGGCUAUCGGAAGGCAACAAACACUAUUCCACUACAGGACUGUCAGAUUUCUGCAAUUACUAAUGAUACUUUUGGCAAUGAGACACUGUUAUCUGGCAUUGAUGAGAACAUGUCCAUAGCAAAUGGCUAUUCUGGCGUUCUUCCAACAAUGAAAGGAGUUGUAGAUCCAUAUUUAGCAUCUCAACCAGAACAUCUGAAUCAAUCUGAUUUUGAAACUAGUUGGCACAAGGGAGGAAGGCCAUUUGAAGGAUUGCUUUGGCAGCCUUUGCAAAGUAGUAGCAGAAACAUUGGUUCCAAAUCUAAGAGGUUGCUCAUGGAUACCGAAGAUGCACUGGAGCUCAAGAUGACUUGGGAAGAGGCUCAAGAAUUGCUUCGCCCACCUCCAAGUGCUAAACCUAGCAUUGUCACAAUUGAGGACCAUGAAGUUGAAGAAUAUGAAGAACCCCCAAUUUUUGGCAAGAAAAGCAUUUUUACAGCUCGAUCUUCAGGAGAACAAGAUCAAUGGGUUCAAUGUGAUGAUUGCUUCAAAUGGCGCCGUAUACCUGUAGAUAUUCUUCUUCACACACAAUGGAGUUGUGUUGACAAUGUGUGGGACCCUAAAAGGUCUUCAUGCUCUGCACUUGAUGAAAUGAGCCAGAAAGAAAUGCAGCUUCUUCUCAGGCAGUAUGAAGAUUUCCAACAGCAGAGUACCAGUGCAAGUUGGAAGCGUACUUCAUCAGAGCUAGCCGCGUCUAGCCUUGAUGCCUUUGCUGCUGCCGCAGCAGUUGGCGAUGUAGGAAACCAAAGCAUGACUACAUAUUCUACUACUACUAAACAUCCGCGGCAUCGUCCAGGUUGCACGUGCAUUGUCUGCAUCCAGCCUCCCAGUGGCAAAGGUCCAAAGCAUGAUCCCGCAUGCACAUGUAAUGUCUGUAUGACAGUGAAGCGUCGCUUUAAUACUCUCAUGAUGCGGAAGAAGAAACGCCAAUCCGAGCGCGAGGAAGCUGAGGCUCAUAAGAAGGUUGCAUUGGGGGGCAACAAGGAAGAAGCUGAAGGAACUAGCAGCUCUUCAAAGGGCUCUCAACUCCCAGAGCUCCACCAGGAGAAUGAAUUUAGCCAUGUGGGUAGCAGGACUGUCAUUGAAAAUUUUGAUUCGAGCAAGGAGGGUAUAGACUUGAAUUGUCACCCUGGGCGUAAUGACGAUUCGCAGACGGCAAGUCCACAACAUAGCAUGAUGAGCCUUCUCCAGAAUGCACAACUCCCUCUGGAAAUGUAUCUGAAGCAAAAUGGACUUGCAAGCUUGGCAAAUGAGCAAGGUAACCAAGAGAGCCCCAGUUCAUUUGUUCAUGAAAUUAUUGGUGAAACAGAGGGAAAGUUGAUGGAUGAAGGCAAUUUUAACUCUGCAAACAAAGAGCAAGGUGCUGGUGAUGACGACGACGAAGGAGAUGGUAAUGCAGAAGCAGAUGCGAGUCAUACAUCAUGAUUAUGUUCUUUGUGACAGUCAACAUAGGACGCAAGUUGUAACCCUCUUUUCUUCUUUCCAGUUGCCUAUCAUGAUCUGAGCAAUUUAUGACAAUUUUCAGGGUGAUAUCUUUCAUACUUCUUGAGCACAUGUAUCUGUUUUCUUCCUCUUAACACUGUUUGUAUUUUAUGAGUAUCAGGAACCGGUUUGAUCUCUUGAGCUAAA